UUCAUCUCGCGAUUCAAAAAAUGUGCAUCAGAAGAAGAAGAUGCAUCAUGGCGGGCUGCACGAAAUUGUUUGCUGUCGAAGUCGACAGACUAAUAGUUUUAUUUUGGUUAUUUUUCCUUCUGCAUUCAUCUAUAGCAUCAGGUGUUCAAAUAAUCGAUCUGAAAGACAGCCGAGAGGUGACGACACGUGAAGCACAACACUUUUGCUACCAUAAUCACGUUAUGCCAGGAUGGAGAGAGACCUGGACAAGAAUUCAGGUGCGAGUCUGGAGCUCUAAAGAUCUGAAGGUGACUGUAGUUAAUGAUGAGCAGGAGCUGCAGGAGCUGGAACACUUCAGCAUAUGGACCUUUAUGCAGUACUUCAUACGAGAGAAGACUAAUGAAACAUUUGUCAACAUCAACCUUUUUUCGCCUAAGACAUGUUUCAGAGUUGACCCUUCCAACUCACAAACAUUGUACACUGUUAAAUCUAUCCGAAAAUUUGACAUCUACCUAUUCAUAGUCUUUCUUGUUGGGGUUCUGCUGUUUUUCUUUGCCGACAUUCUGAGCAGGAGUCAGAUGUUCUAUUACUCUGCGGGUAUGAGCACAGGAAUGAUUGCCUCCCUCCUCAUCCUCAUCUUCAUCGUAGCCCGUUUUUUACCUAAGAAAAGUCCAUUCUACGUGUUGAUAGUAGGAGGCUGGUCUUUCUCACUGUACAUCAUUCAGCUAGUUGGAAGGAAUCUUCAGCUCAUCCUGAAAGAACACUGGACCUUGGCCAUUGGUUACACAGCUGUGGUGGGCUUCAUCAGUUUUGCUGUGUGUUACCGCCAUGGCCCUUUAGUGGACCAACGUAGUAUCAACAUCCUGUCCUGGACACUGCAGAUUUUUGGACUACUACUGAUCUACGCUGGCAUCCAGGUGCAGCAGGUGGCGUUGGCCAUCAUGGUGGCAGCCUUCUGUGCCAAGAACCUGGAGUAUCCCAUCAACCUUGCCUUCACUAUUUUCCAAAAGCUGAGCUGGAGAAAACGGAAGCCGGAGCCUCGGCGGCUGCUUACAGAGGAGGAGUAUCAGAAACAAGGAGAGAUCGAGACAAGUCGUGCCCUAGAUGAGCUUCGCAAGUUCUGCAGCAGUCCUGAAUCCAACCCCUGGAAGACUGUCUCCAGACUGCAAUCACCCCAGAGAGUAGCUGAUUUUGUAGAGGGAUCCUCACAUUUGUUGCCCAAUGAGGUUCAAGUCUAUGCACAUGAGUAUGGCUCUUUCCUGGAGGAUGAGCUGUUUGCCACAUCUGAAGAAGAGGAGGAGGAGGAGGAAGAUGAUGAUGAGGUUGAGAGAGAAUGGAAGAGAGACGUUAAAAGCACUCGAUUAUCUGACACACAUAAUAAGUUUCACUGACUCGAGGAAAGUUGAGAUGAGUGUCUGUUUGUUGUGUGUGUGUGUGUGUGUGUCUGAGAGAGAGAUGAGAGACUGAACGUUGAGUUCAUAAAACAUAAUUUGCUGCCUAUGGUAUGAUUGAGAAUAGAGGAGAAACUGUGUGUGUGUGUGUGUGUGUGUGUGUGUGUGUGUGUGUGUGUGUGUGUAAAUGCUCAUAUAUUUUUUUUCUGUACAGUUUUCGUCAAUGUUGUCACCCAACACAAUUGUAAGGGUAGAAUAAAGGCAGAUUUUUGAGGUUUUCCUCUGCGUAAUGACUGAUCUGCCACACUGCAAAUAAGUCUGCAAGAUUGAACCAUUAGUUUUCACAAUGAACAUUUUAAAGAUUUUGUAUUUAAGCAACUUACAAUAUGUGAUGCUCUGUCAUAUACUGAGGUCAUAAACAUGCAUGGUAAUGCCAUUGGGUUUUCAUUUAAUUGCAGUGUGAUGGAAGAAAUAAAAUAAACUCUUUUGAAUUGCCUGCA
Messenger RNA from Sardina pilchardus (European sardine), 1870 nucleotides. RefSeq names its product nuclear envelope integral membrane protein 1 (gene nemp1). Gene Ontology annotation, cellular component: nuclear envelope. Lineage: Eukaryota; Metazoa; Chordata; Actinopteri; Clupeiformes; Clupeidae. The record is from RefSeq and is a predicted model, not a curated record. The coding region runs from base 21 to 1370 and encodes 449 amino acids. The transcript is spliced from 9 exons.